Messenger RNA from Lentinula edodes (shiitake mushroom), 1743 nucleotides. RefSeq lists its product as uncharacterized. Bases 1 to 1743 code for a protein of 580 amino acids. The record is from RefSeq and is a predicted model, not a curated record. The transcript has 15 exons. NCBI's taxonomy places the organism in Eukaryota, Fungi, Basidiomycota, Agaricomycetes, Agaricales, Omphalotaceae.
AUGGCUCGUCAGCUUCGUCAGUCUCUCUUUGCCCUUGCGGCGUUAUCAAGCGUUCAAGCGUACUUCCUCGUUGGCGUUCGCAACAUUCUCGUCACCGAGAGAUUGGACCCCAUCCUUAGCCCAGGCGCAGUAUCGGGCCAUACCCACUCUGUCGUUGGUGGCAGCAACUUCGGUAUGAAUAUCACCACCGAUUCGUUGAGGGACAGCGAAUGCACCUCGAUGCCAAUCGAAGAGGACAAAUCCAAUUAUUGGUACCCACAUCUUUAUUUUCAACAUAAGAACGGAUCGUUCUCAGCUUUGGACGUGGGCAAUGUCAUGUACUUGUACGCUGUUUCUCUUCGGAAUAAUUUUGCGCUGCUCACUAUCAACGUGUCGCCAGACUAUCUCUUCAAUGACGCGGCAGAUGGCCAGCCCAACACGGUUCAGGCGUUCCCUGAUAACUUCCGCAUGAUUUCUGGUGAUAUGACGCUACGAUCUUACAAUGAGAGCAGCUAUGCUCAGCAAGCCGUCACCUUCUUGUGUUUGGAUUUCAACGGAGUGUCGACUAAAUACAACAUGCUUCCUCCUGUCUCAUGUCCAAGUGGUCUUCGUGCUCAAAUUAACUUCCCUAUGUGCUGGGAUGGCAAGAACUUGGACUCGGCCGAUCACAAAUCCCAUGUCGCAUUCCCCUCUGGAGGCCCUGACAGUGGAACAUGCGACGAUCCCGCAUUCCCUGUAACUAUUCCGCGUGUCUUCAUUGAGGGCUACUGGUCGACUGGUGAAUGGGACGCAAUCAGAGAUACCGAUGCCAUGAACUCUACUCAACCAUACGUCUUCUCUUACGGUGACCCCACCGGCUACGGAUACCACGCUGACUUUUACAAUGGCUGGGAAAGUGGUGUUCUUCAAAACGUUUUAGACAAGUGUGCUUGCACUUCUGCUGGAUUUGGUGAUGCUACCUGCUGUGGUGAACUUGGGGUUUUCACUCUCGACACUUCUGGUACUUGCGCCAUCACCUCAAUCGUUGACGAACAAGUUCUUGGAACUGUCGAUCAACUCCCUGGAAACAACCCUGUCCAGUAUGGACCAGAAGAUGCCACCAUCCAUGCUGCCACAUCGGUACCUGCUAUUCUGUCUCCAGCCUACGUAUACACAGGGUCCACCCCGACCGCUACUGGAAGUAUAGUCACAGCUGCUUCAGGUGUCUCGGCUGCGGCUGCCACCACUGCCGCCGCCUCUGCUACAUCCGCUGCCACUUCGACUGCUGCCGCUGUAUCUGCUACCUCCUCAGUCUCAAGCAGUGUCACGGACUCUGAAGCUUCAUCCUCCGACUCUGCCGCCUCUGCUACAUCCGCUGCGACUACGACUGCUAUCGCUGAAUCUGCCACCUCCUCCGCCUUAAGCAGUGACGUUGCCUCCGUAACUUCAUCAUCCGACUCUGUUACCGCAGACAGUGCAACUACCAGUGGCAAUGAGGAAUUGGUAGCCCCUACAUCGGCCUCUUCAUCCUCGGUGUCGGCGUCAACUUCGGACUCUGUCGCUUCUGCCACUAUUUCAUCAUCAUCAUCAGCCACUGCUUCUGCCUCUGCCGUCUCAUCAUCCGGUUCUGGGUCCAACUCAUCGUCUUCAGGUGAUGAUGAUGACGACGACGACGAUUAUGAGUACUGCGAGAGACACACGAAGAGUAAACAUCACAGUCGUUCCAUCUCCAACGCCCGCCGUCACCACGAUGCUCAUAGGCGUCUCACGUCCAGCGAUUUCUAA